Messenger RNA from Symbiodinium sp. CCMP2592, 705 nucleotides. The record is from the annotation of a GenBank genome assembly. Lineage: Eukaryota; Dinophyceae; Suessiales; Symbiodiniaceae.
AUGGUGUGGCUUGCUGUGUCGGUCCUUCUGGGCUCUGCGGGUGCGGCAGCAAGGGUCGUGCAUGUGAAGAUGGGCUGGGAAACCGGCUUUGUGGACUCCGGACUAUUGCCAGCCAAAUCCAUCAUCGAACUCAAAUCAGUAAAUGAGACAAAUGUAAACGGUGGCCGCAGCAUCCACAGUUUGACAGUUGAGAAAGUCUCCUGGGCACGUGAAGGCGAGCAUGUCUUGAAGAUCUAUGCUGAUGGGAGGAACUAUGGGACCAACGGCGACUAUGCCUUCCGUGCUGAGCUCAGCGCAGUACAGGACGAGUACGUCUUUUUGCCUGGGGAUUAUCAUCUCUUCUCAAUGUCUUUCUGGCCAGAUGGCACCACGUGGGACAGGGUGACGAAAUACAGCGGCUUACUCAUGCAAUGGAAAAUGUCACCAGGCUUUCCACACGGAGCGUUGCGGCUGAGCAACAUGGGUGACUACAAGCUCUAUUUCUGUGGCUAUGACCUGUGGCCAGUUGGGGAUGGAGGAGGCAAUGGCCGGCAGAUCGGUUAUGCCAGGCGUGAUGCAUGGAAUGACGUUAAAUUUUUCUACAAGAAAUCGAUCAAUAGUGAUGGCGUGGUCAGGGUUUGGUUGAACGGAAACUUGGUAUUCGAGCACUACGGCAAGAACUUGCUGAAGACCACGGAGAGAGGCUACACCAAGUUUGGCCAGUAA